CCACCUAUACCACUUUCAAGCCCAGAAGACUGACAUCCAAGUCUUGGUAAACAGCAUCCUAGCCAAAGCGCCUUACCACUAGAAUACACCAUACACAACCGCCCAUCAUGACCGACACCACCGAGCCCAAGGUCGACGCGACCGUCAAGCCCGCCGAGGGUGAGGAGAAGCCCGUCACUUCGUCCUCCGUCUUCUCCAUGUUCGGAGGCGGCGCCAAGAAGGAGAAGAAGGACGAGGAGGAGGACCGUGGCGACAACUCUGGCAGCGCCAAGGCUCAGCGUGAUGCUGCUGCCGCCGCCAAGGGCGACGACGAGGAUGAGGCGCCCGAGUCCGAGGAUGUCCACUUCGAGCCCGUCAUCAAGCUCACCGAGAAGGUCGAGACCAAGACCAACGAAGAGUCCGAGGAGCAGCUCUUCAAGAUGCGCGCCAAGCUCUUCAAGUUUGUCCGCGAGUCGAGCGAGUGGAAGGAGCGCGGCACCGGUGACGUCCGGCUGCUGAAGCACAAGGAGAACGGCAAGACCCGUCUUGUCAUGCGCCGCGACAAGACCCUCAAGGUCUGCGCCAACCACUACAUCGUGCCCGACAUGAAGCUGUCCCCCAACGUCGGCUCCGACCGCAGCUGGGUCUGGAACGCUGCCGCUGAUGUCAGCGAGGGUGAGCCCGAGGCUGUCACCUUUGCCAUUCGCUUCGCCAACCCUGAGAACGCCAACCUCUUCAAGGAUGCCUUCAUCCAGGCCCAGAGGGACAACGAGGUUCUCUUCAACAAGGAGAGCGCCGCUACCAGCACUGAGGCUACCGAGGAGAAGAAGGAGGAGGAGACCAAGGCUGAAGAGCCUGCUGCCUCCUCGUAGAUUGAGCGUGGCCAAUACUUCACAUCUUGUUGUGCAUUACAGCCAGAAUGUGAUGCCAACAUAUGAGCAGAAGUGGACUGGAGCAUGCUGCUUCUCUGGCUUAGCUGGUGAACCCAGUUCUAAUACCGGGGUAUUACCUGCAUUUGCUGGUGCAAUCACACGGGUGCAUUCAUCUCUUGAGUGCA
Microdochium trichocladiopsis is the source of this 1036-nucleotide messenger RNA. RefSeq names its product RanBP1 domain-containing protein. Gene Ontology annotation, cellular component: cytoplasm; nuclear pore. The transcript has 4 exons. The record is from RefSeq and is a predicted model, not a curated record. The coding region runs from base 108 to 851 and encodes 247 amino acids. Gene Ontology annotation, biological process: nucleocytoplasmic transport. Gene Ontology annotation, molecular function: GTPase activator activity. Lineage: Eukaryota; Fungi; Ascomycota; Sordariomycetes; Xylariales; Microdochiaceae.